Molecule: messenger RNA, 2118 nt
Organism: Diachasma alloeum
Lineage: Eukaryota; Metazoa; Arthropoda; Insecta; Hymenoptera; Braconidae
Gene: inc
Product: BTB/POZ domain-containing protein KCTD5
Exons: 4
Coding region: 9-656 (215 amino acids)
Biological process (GO): protein homooligomerization; proteasome-mediated ubiquitin-dependent protein catabolic process
Cellular component (GO): Cul3-RING ubiquitin ligase complex; cytoplasm
Molecular function (GO): cullin family protein binding
Source: RefSeq, a predicted model, not a curated record
UUUCAACAAUGGCGGACUUUAACGAUACGAAUUCUCACGAAAUGACAGAAAACAAUAUUCCAAAACGUUGUAACAAUCAGUGGGUGCGAUUAAAUGUUGGUGGAACGUAUUUCUUAACGGCAAAGACAACACUAGCGAGAGAUCCAAACUCAUUUUUAUAUCGAUUAUGCCAGGAGGACUCGGACCUUAUCUCGGACAGGGACGAAACUGGUGCGUAUCUCAUCGACAGAGAUCCGACCUAUUUCAGCCCAGUACUCAAUUACCUUCGCCAUGGUAAACUAGUGAUAAACAAAGACUUAGCUGAGGAGGGGGUCCUCGAGGAGGCUGAAUUCUACAAUAUCACAGAGCUCAUUAGACUUGUUAAUGAGAGAAUCUUACUCAGGGACACGAGACCAACGAGGGACUCGAAGAAACAUGUUUAUCGGGUACUACAGUGUCAUGAGGAUGAAAUUACGCAGAUGGUGUCGACUAUGUCGGACGGAUGGAAAUUUGAACAGCUCAUCAACAUUGGAUCUCAAUACAAUUAUGGAAACGACGAUCACGCUGAAUUCCUGUGCGUCGUGAGCCGUGAAUAUGGAGCAAGUCACUUGGGCAGCAAGGAGCAGGAGUCCACCGAUCGUGUUAAGGUCCUCCAGCAGAAGGGUUCACGUAUGUAAUGCGUUUAUCAAAUGAAAUAAUUUAAUAAACAUCCUGCGAAUAUCACCAUCCGUGCAGCACCCACGAUGAAGACUGUUUUGUGUUGUUUCUAUUUUUUAAUUUAUCACGAAAGAUGUUUUAAUUAAAGGAAAAAUGACAACCUCUCAAGGUAAGAUUAUUUACGUUCUGUAUAAAGAGAUUAAGUCACUUGUUAGUAAUUUUUUGAUGACGCGUGCUUUUUUCAUCAAAUUCAUUAAUUUAAACGCGUAGAAUGAACAGGAACUCGCACCUGCCUUCGACCAAUUGCGGUCCACAUCGGAAAAUCAAAGCGAAAAUUAUGAAUUUACAUUGACAAACGUAAUUAGUGAAUUUUCGAGGAAUAUAAAAUUUUCUAUGAUAAUAAUAUGAACGAGAAAAUUCACGAGUUUUCAGUUUUACUUCUCUGGCAACUGUAAGAAUUUAUCUCCAUUCGGUUUUCUAUGAUAUUUUUAGAAGAAAAUAUGUACAAACUCGAAUUAUACUUUAAUUCCACGUCUAUUAUCGUAUUGAAGGGAAAUAACUUACUCGCACUGCCGCUAAGAAACUUUAUGAAAGGAAAAUAAUAAGAACAAGUGUAAUAAUGACGCGCAAUCAAACGUGUAGAAACAUGAACAUGUUUCAAUACCUAGAAACUUAAUCGUACGAUUUUUAAUGUGAGAAAUACUUACGAUAAGCCAAGAUCGACGAUUUCAAUAUUCUGUAUACAAUGAUGAACACUCACAGAGUAGGUAAUCAUUAAUUAGGUGUUAUCUGUAAAAAUUUCACAACAGCAUUGGGACAAACUAAACAGUUAGAGGGAUUAAACCCUUGUUUAUAAUAAAAAUAAUGUUCCCAAAUGUAUUUUUCAUUUUUUUGGAGAUGUGAAACAUGUCCAGGAAAGAUUAUUUCAGGAAUGGAUUGAUAAAAGGUAACAGAACAGAACAGUCAGUCUUUCACAUCUUGUUAAAGUAGCUCUACCGUUACCUAAAGUUUAAAGAUAAUGAAAAACUUCGAUCUCCAGAAAACUCGAUUAGAUUCGAAAUCGCUUUUUUUUCUCAAUUUAAUGAUCGAUUUAAUGAUUGAUUUAAUGAUUGAUUUGAUUUUUUGAAGAAAAAAUGUUGACAAAUCAGAAUUCUACUAGGCGUUUUAUGUGAAAAUCAACAUUUUCAUUAUGAUUGUAGAUUAAAAUAUUUUUUUUUUUCAUUAGAUGUAAAUAAUCGAAAAUAGAGUAAACAAGUUCCAUUAUUCAUUUAUGGAAAAGGAAUGUUCAAAAAAUGUUUAAACUCAAAAACUGAAAAAAAAUCUUUAAAAAAACUACAAAUAUGCUAAUUCAUAGCGCAACCCGAUGAAUUUUUCUCAAUGAGUAACAUUAGGUUGAAAUUACCAGACAUUUUUUCCAGAAAUUUAAUCCUCUCCAAAAAAGUUUCUUUUCCAUUUUUCCCUACACUGAGAGAAAAAGAAAUA